Messenger RNA from Spodoptera exigua (beet armyworm), 3766 nucleotides. The record is from the annotation of a GenBank genome assembly. Lineage: Eukaryota; Metazoa; Arthropoda; Insecta; Lepidoptera; Noctuidae.
CGUGAUUGUUGAACGCAGUUUCGCAACUGUCAAAAAUACGUGUUUGUUUUCUCGUAGGUUGAGAAUUUAUUGAAAAUGGUUAUCCAUGGAUAUCUUAUGUAGAUUUUAAUUUAUAUUAAUACGUUAGUGUAGUAGUUCAUUAAUAAUUAGUUGUAAUUUAAACUAUGACAGAGAAAGAAGAUGUUACUAAUGAACCCGAAAAAGAGCCAUUAGACGAUGAAGCCCUAGAAAAAUUAGCAGUUGAAGAAUUAUUAAGAGAAGCAGUUCAAGGUGCUGCAAGGGCUGAAAUAGUUGGCCCGUCUGGUUGGGUCAAGGCUCCUCAAAAUAAAACCAAUAAGCGCUUUUUAGUGAACACUUUGCGUAAUGCUAACCUUCAAUUAAAAAAGAUAGAUCCAAAAGAAAACAUUAAAAUGGAGGAGUAUAAUGUAGAUAAUGUUCUUAAAAAUAUAUUUAAUGAUAUUGAAAACAAUUGGAAACCUUCUGAGAAGAUUCCUCUUGUAUCCAAAGAAAUAGAACAAUUGAAGCAUGACUUCAAAGCAUUAUUGGCAUCUACCGAAUAUGACAUGACAUCAAUACUCCAAGAGAGUGUGGCAUUAUGUAAUGAAACACAGAGCCUCGCUGAGGAAUUGGACUUGUGUAAACUAGAGAUAGAACAAGAGACAAUGGCUGAUGUUCUGAAAUCUCUGGCUAAACGAGAUGAGAUACAACAUGAGCUAACAUCAGUUAAUUUUGCUAUUGAUGUAGUUCACGAUGUCCUCCUUUGUGGGAAUUUCGUUAAAGAGAUUGAAGACAGCAAAGAAUCACAGAGCUUCAGUAGGGCUGUAGAAGCUGUGUUUGAUCUCCUGCAACACUCUGAAUCUCCAUCCGAAGGAUUUAAGUAUCUAGAAGUGUACAACACCACGAAAUCUAUUGCUAAUUCAAUUAAAGAUACAUUACUCACUGACUUGCUUACUGAGUGGAGCCGAAUGAUGACAUGGAACAUAAAGGCAGGUACUCGGAAAACUGUAAUCAAUAUUACAUUGUGCUUUGAUGAGUCUCUUGCUGUAGUUGAUAUUCUAAAUGCACUUGACAGAAGCGGAGCUUUGGCAGACAGAGUAUCAGAGUUUGCUCAGUUUCUACUGAAAGAAGUUCUGAUACCGAUUAUACACACCGAGGUGACUGUUUAUGAUGAAACUCCUGAACUAAUGACUGUCACUAUAAUGCACAAAACUAAUUAUACACAAAGGUAUGAUGCUGUCAUAUCUAACUUAAGAUUACUGUUCCAUUACUUGAACAAUAAACUGAAUGUAGAUUUCAAGAGAGACACCACAAUAAUGAAAAUGAUUGGUAAAGAGAUCAACACAGAGUUCAGAGACAUACUCAUAAAGGAUUGUCUGCUUGAUACCAUACCAAACAAUAUAAAUGAUUUGCAGACUUAUGGAAGAAUCACUUCAGAAAUUGAAGAUUUCCAGAAUUUCUUAGUGUUAGUAAAGUUCUGUAAUGAGGAUUAUUCAAUUUUACAAUAUUUAGACAAUAUUGAUGUGUUGUUUGCAAAUAAGGCAAGCUUGCACUUUUUAACGACUGCCAGGACAAUUAUGCUAAAAGAUUUGAGUGCUACAAUGUCUAUUGGAGUGGAGCAUGUUCCUAACGACCUGCUUGAAAUAAAGCCUGAUGAGGAAGGUGCUGAAGCUAUAAAAAUACUUGACAAGACUUUCCCAAAGAGUUUGUUCUUCUUCCCGAGAUGCAUGAUAUCAAAGACAGCUCAGGAGUUGUUGGAUCUGCUGUAUGGAAUGAUGGAGCAAGCUGUGCAGUGUUCAGACACAGUCUGUAAGAAAUUGUACAAUACCACUCGGCUGGUAUUUGAGUUGUAUGAUGCUGUGGUGCCAUACCACCAUGAGAACUAUCUGCAGACUAUCCCACAAUAUGUUGCAUUAUUCCACAACAACUGUAUGUUCCUGGCGCACAAUCUUCAGAUAUUUGGUGACAAAUGGCUGACGCUCAUGGAGGGACGAGAGUUGGACUAUCCCAUCGGUUUUGUUGAUUUGGUGCAGAAAAUGCGCGAUCUUGGUUACAAGCACCUCACGAUACACAUGCAACAACAAAGGAAACAGAUUCUCGACAACAUUAGGUCUUCCGAUCUCAACUGCAUCAUUGUGAAAGACGUGUUGAGUGAUAACGCGGAGGCGGCAAUCCGACAGUGCCUUCGUCAACUACAUUUAUUGAAGAAUGUCUGGAUCGGAGUAUUUCCAAAAAAUGUUUUCACCAGACUUAUGGCAACCCUUGUCAACAUGUUCUUAGACGAGCUGAUCCACCGCGUGUGCACCGUAGAGGAUAUUUCCAUGGAAAUGGCUACACAAUUGACUGAGAUGUACACCAUAGUUGUGCAAAAAGCUCCACAACUUUUCCAGGCUCCGGCGGACAUUGAAGAACAUGUGAAAUCCUGGAUCAAGCUCCAAGAGUUGAUCUUCAUAUUAGGCGGGUCACUCAAGGAUAUAGAAAACCACUGGAAGGAUGGCACUGUUUUUCAGUACCCGACAAGUAAGGCGUCGGACCGCAACAUGUACUCAUGGGGACUUGCAGAGACAGGUGCAUUAGGUAUUCACAUGCCUCGAGGAAAUAGAAACAGAAAACAAUACAGAAAUAACUUUUCACUAUGCUGGUAUCCUAUGAGAUCAAGUUUUGCAGAGAGAUUUGAUGUAGAACACAUUGCUGCAGGUUAUGGCUUCACAGUAGCAUCCAUCAAAACAAAAGAGCAGUAUAAAGUUUUUGGCACAGGCAUCAACACAGACUCACAAAUAGGCUACCAUGCACCUCGCAUUGGCCAUCCUUUGGAACUACUCCUCAGUCCUGCACCGAUAUUUCUACCUUACAAGUCAUUGGAAACUAAGAUAAUUGGCAUAGAUGCAGGCCGAGCUCAUACAGCUAUACUGACAGAUAAUGAAGGAGUAUUUACUUUAGGCAAUAAUGCAUAUGGCCAGUGUGGCCGAAAAAUCAAUCCAAAUGAGGAGUACAGAGGAAGCAUGGUCUCCUACAAUAUCAAGAAGUUGGGCAAAGAGAAGAUUACCAGUGUCUGCUGUGGGCAGGAUCACACCCUAUUCAUAACUGAGAGUGGCAAGGUGUAUGCUUGUGGUUGGGGGGCUGAUGGCCAGACUGGGCUGGGUACAUUUGAUAACCAAGCUAUACCAGCCCAGGUAAAGGGUGAUGUUACAUCAGAGAAAAUUGUGAAGGUUGCAUCUACUGUUGAUUGUGUACUGGCUUUAAAUGAUAAAGGUGAAUUAUUUGGUUGGGGCAACUCAGAGUAUGGACAGAUUCCAAUGAAGUCUGGUUCACAACAAGUGAACAUGUCAUACUCUUUACGCGAGUUUACCCGCGGCUUGGGCAAGAUAAUCGACAUUGCAGCUGGUGGUUCCUUUUGCUUGAUUGUAAAUGAGGCAGGUGACGCCUUCGUUUGGGGCUUUGGUUUGUUAGGUCUCGGCCCCAAUGUGGAGCACUCCAAGAAUCCGAAGCAAAUCCCUAGUGCUUUGUUUGGACGAAACGAGUUUAACACAGAGGCUCGAGUGGAGAAAGUAGCUUGUGGUAUAGGGCAUUUAGCAGCUAUAACUAAUGAUGGACACUUAUACAUGUGGGGUAGGAACAGACAAGGCUGCUUAGGCCUUGGUUCCAGUAAAGACCAACACUUUCCACUAAAAGUCUCUAUUGGUGGAUUUGUUCUAAAAGUUAUUUGUAGUGUAGACCAUUCUGUUGCAAUUUGCAGACCAUUUACGUAGUUUAUUCAUAUUUAAGACUG